AUGCUGAACUACGCAAUCCAGUGCUUUCCGCUACUUCUCGCGCCUCUGCGCAUUGCCAUUAUUCCCACGAUCCAGUUCAUUGUCAACGCCCCCUGCCGCUUCGUGUUCCUCAACACACGUGGUCGUGAGCAACAGUUGGGAGCGGAGGAAGAGAAUACAGAGAAUGGGGCUGGAAGACGAGGACGGCAGUGUGACUUCAGUGCCAAGGCGACUAGUGAAUGUCACAUUGUGCUUUUGUUCGUUGCAGUUUGUCGACCAGCCGGAGCGUUUCCUGAGCAAAUCGUGGUAUAUUACGAAGGUGAUGGGAGUCUGGGUGUGCGAGAAGGGAAGGCGGUGGAGAAAGGAACGGAGACGAGGGUGAAUGUGGGCGGGAGUAAGAGUGAGACCGUGAAGGUGACGACAAACAAGAACCGGGAUGGAAAUAUGCAGGAGGAGGAGGAGGGGGAGGAGGAGGAGAAAGAGGAUGAGGAGACGGAGGUGGUUGAGUUUGAGGCAAAGAAGAAUGGAGGUGAGAAGGAGAAAUAG
Molecule: messenger RNA, 525 nt
Organism: Echinococcus granulosus
Lineage: Eukaryota; Metazoa; Platyhelminthes; Cestoda; Cyclophyllidea; Taeniidae
Exons: 3
Coding region: 1-525 (174 amino acids)
Source: RefSeq, a predicted model, not a curated record